AUGGAACGGUUGCGGGGAAUCAAGGAAAAGUGCGGGAUUGUCCUGGCAUGCAGGGUCAAAAGUAAGAACAUUUAUGAGAUCACCAUGCAGGAGGGAAAGGGCAAGACAAGGCAGGUGAAGGUCUGCAGGCUGUGCAUCCAGCCAGGACAUAUUUUGAGAGAAUGCCCAGACUUCACCUGUUAUAAAUGCAAGCGCCAGGGACACUAUGCUAGGGAGUGUGACUUGCAGGGGGGGAGACGCGGAGAGGAGAGGACGGUGGACACGGAGCCAGCCGGCGGCGGCGAGCGCGUUUCCCGGUCCGAGGAGGAUCAACGACAGCAGGACGAGGACACCGGAGCUGCCAGCGGGGGUGAAAUGACUCCAUCCACCAUCGGCAGCAGUGCGGAUGGAGUGUCCGCCCGGGCGAGUGAACGAAGAGGCGGCCGACCAGGAGAGGUGGAGGCCCCGGAUUGCAGUGAGGCUACACGGGACGGCGGGGCUGCUGCUGCGACUGCUUCACCUAAGGAGCCAGACGAUUCGAGCAUGGAGGUGGUGGAGACGAGAACAUCGGAGGAAGGAGAGUCGAUGGACUACGAUGCGGUGAAAGCCAGCAGGAAGAGAAUAAUCAAAAGGAGGGACAAAAGGGAGCCAAAAGAGCAGAAGGUAUGAACAAUCGAGCAUCUAUGGAAAGCUGUGUUUUUCUUUUCACCAUUACUAUGGUCAUAAUAACAUCCUUAAAUGCAAACGGCCUAAGGAACAUGACCAAAAUAGAAAGAACGAUUGAACUCUGUAAAUCUGACAUAUUGUGCCUUCAAGAAACGCAUUGGGAUAAUGAACUUGUGGAAACCCUUGGGAAGCUUUGGAAAGGGCCCAUUUUUAUAGACAAUGGGAGUGCGAAGGCAUGUGGAGUGGCAAUCCUUGUCAGAGAGAGGUCUGUUAGUGGUGUCAAGCAAACCUUUUGUGGAGGGAAUGGACGUGUGAUAGCGAUAGAAUUUGUCCACAAUAAAAACACAUACAAAUUAAUCAAUAUAUAUGCACCAAACGUGGAGGAACUGAGAAAGUUUUUUUUUUGAGGACUUGGAGGUUCUGUGCACGGGAGAUUGUAUGAUGGUUGGUGACUAUAAUGUAAAAUUAUCAAGACUAGAUUAUUCAAAUAAUGUAAAAUACAGGUAUGAUGGGUCAAGGAACUUUUUGAAAAGCAUGAUGGCAGAACACAAAAUGGUGGACGUAUGGAGGGAGGAAAAUGCAGAACGAAAAGUGUUUUCGCGGAGGCAGGUGGUUAUGGGGACCCUUAGGCAGAGUAGAAUAGACCUCGUCCUAGUUAAGGAAAACAUUGUUAGCCAAAUAAAAGAGGUGAAAUAUACUUUUACCACUCUUAGUGAUCAUGCAAUCCUGUCGCUGAGGUUAAGGGACGCAUGUAUAAGGAAUGUAGGUGGAGGAAUGUGGUGCCUAAACAACAGCUUAUUAAGAGAGGAUUCAUAUAAAGAGAUGAUAGCAAAAUGUAUCAAAGAAGAAAUGGAGAACAGAUUAAACAAAGAUAAUAUUUGUAUUUGGUGGGAAAAUUUGAAAGAAAAAGUUAAAAAGAAAAGCAUAUACUAUGCCAAGCAAAUGAACUUUAGAAUGGAUCAGGUAGAGAAAGAGAUACAAAAUAAAUUAAACGAAGAAGCAGGGA
Gadus morhua (Atlantic cod) is the source of this 1651-nucleotide messenger RNA. RefSeq names its product DNA-binding protein HEXBP-like. Gene Ontology annotation, molecular function: zinc ion binding; nucleic acid binding. The transcript is spliced from 3 exons. Bases 1 to 648 code for a protein of 215 amino acids. NCBI's taxonomy places the organism in Eukaryota, Metazoa, Chordata, Actinopteri, Gadiformes, Gadidae. The record is from RefSeq and is a predicted model, not a curated record.